This is a messenger RNA of Olea europaea var. sylvestris, 1489 nucleotides long. Its product is annotated as serine/threonine-protein phosphatase 5. The transcript is spliced from 8 exons. Lineage: Eukaryota; Viridiplantae; Streptophyta; Magnoliopsida; Lamiales; Oleaceae. Gene Ontology annotation, molecular function: Hsp90 protein binding. The record is from RefSeq and is a predicted model, not a curated record. Bases 103 to 1065 code for a protein of 320 amino acids.
AGUGAAACAUAACCCAGAAGCAAAAUCUCGAAGAAACCCUAAAACAGCCAAGAGUAAUAAUAAUCUUAAGAACUAAAGAUUCAAAUCAGAAAGUGCAAAGUCAUGGCAGAAUCACAGGAAAAGUCAGACGAAGUAUCGCUGAAAGAUCAAGGCAAUGAAUUCUUCAAAUCUGGGAAUUAUCUGAAAGCUGCAGCUCUUUAUACUCAGGCCAUUAAACAAGACCCUUCCAAUCCCACUCUUUACAGCAAUCGUGCAGCAGCAUUUCUGCAUUUGGUUAAACUGAACAAAGCGCUUACUGAUGCAGAGACAACAGUCAAUUUGAAACCUGACUGGGAAAAGGGCUAUUUCAGGAAAGGAUGUGUCUUAGAAGCCAUGGAAAGAUAUGAUGAUGCCUUAGCUACUUUCCAGAUAGCCUUGAAGUACAAUCCACAAAGUUCAGAGGUAUCAAAAAAAAUCAAGAGGCUAAUGCAAUUGUCGAAAGAUAAAAAGCGAGCUCAAGAAGUGGAAAAUAUGAGAUCGAAUGUUGAUAUGGCAAAACAUUUGGAUACAGUGAAAUUUGAAUUGUCUGAGAAGUAUGGAAGAGAAGAGUGUUGGAAAGAUAUCUUCUCUUUCCUUGUAGAAACUAUGGAGACAGCUGUAAAAUCAUGGCAUGAAACUUCUAAAGUAGACCCUAGAGUUCAUUUUCUCCUCGACAAGGAAAAAACAGACACUGAGAAAUAUGCUCCUGCUGUUAAUAUUGAUAAGGCAUUUGAAUCACCCCAUACUCACAGCAGUUGUGUCUCAUUCCUUAGACAGUAUGCUCAAGAUUCUUUCUCUCAAGCUGCAUGUUUAGUGGCACCAAAAAGUAUAAUAUCCUACCCUCAGGUAUGGAAAGGUCAAGGAUCAAGGAAAUGGAAGCACGGACAGCAUGAUGGUUUCUUUAUCCAAUUUGAAUCACCUUCAUUACGGAGAUUGUGGUUCGUCCCCAGUUCUACUGAAAAGGGGCAAAUCUUAUGCAGGGAUCCUGUUGGUUUAGACAUCAGUGUGCAUGAAAUUCUUCCUCUCCUAUUCAAGCACGCAGAAUAGAUGCAAAAAAGUGCUCUCUUUGACUCUGAUCGGACUCCGUCAAUGGACAGCUAAUUGGAGCCAAGGCAAGGAGUUUGUAAUUCAUGGUUACAAUGAACAUUGUACCCAAUGGCAAUUUUGUCUCGUUUAUAUCCAAGCAGAUGGAUGCGUCCAAGUUCACUUGCUUAUCCUCGGAGUGGGUAGGAGUUUGGAAGUCAUUACAAUUCAAGGAAGCUUUUUAAACUGUAGAAAGUACAAACUGCAAGUGGGAUGUCCUUUUUUGUGAUUUGAUUUGGGCUGUUUUCAAACUAAAAUCUUUGUUUGGGAUGAGUUAUUGUAUUGUCAGUAUUUGAUUGAAGACUGAUGCAUGGUAUGGGCUAUUAUUGUGCUUUCAUGAUUGAGAUCAGCUACUGUAAAUUCUUGAAGUACAGGAUUUUUUUGUCUA